AUGUGUAUAAGAGACAGGCCCAUUACAGGCCGCCCAUUGCAGGCCGCCCAUUACAGGCCGCCCUUUGCAGGCCGCCCAUUACAGGCCGUCCAUUACAGGCCGCCCAUUACAGGCCGCCCAUUACAGGCCGCCCAUUACAGGCCGCCCAUUACAGGCCACCCAUUACAGGCCGCCCAUUACAGGCCGCCACACCAGAAGUGGCCCAUUCCGCGCCAGCGGUCGAGCCAUUCCAGAGACCUCCACACGCUCAUGUCCGCUGCCCCCACUCCCUACCCGCCCCUCACCCACUCCCACAGUCCCUCUACUACUCCCACAGUCCCUCUACUACUCCCACAGUCCCUCCUCAACUCCCACAGUCUCUCCACUUCUCCCGCAGUCCCUCUUCAACUCCCACAGUCCCCCCAUUACUGCCUUAGUCCCUCCACUACUCCCAAAGUCCCUCCACCACUCCCACAGUCCCUCUUCAACUCCCACAGUCUCUUCACUUCUCCCGCAGUCCCACUUCAACUCCCACAGUCUCCCCACUUCUCCCGCAGUCCCUCUUCAACUCCCACAGUCUCUCCACAACUCCCACAGUCCCUCCAUUACUCAAACAGUCCCUCAUCAACUCCCACAGUCCCUCCGCUACUCCCUUAG
Hyalella azteca is the source of this 636-nucleotide messenger RNA. Its product is annotated as proline-rich receptor-like protein kinase PERK2. Bases 1 to 636 code for a protein of 211 amino acids. The record is from RefSeq and is a predicted model, not a curated record. The transcript has a single exon. NCBI's taxonomy places the organism in Eukaryota, Metazoa, Arthropoda, Malacostraca, Amphipoda, Hyalellidae.